Spea bombifrons (plains spadefoot toad) is the source of this 416-nucleotide messenger RNA. It is a transcript of the gene NOP10, whose product is annotated as NOP10 ribonucleoprotein. The record is from RefSeq and is a predicted model, not a curated record. Gene Ontology annotation, cellular component: box H/ACA snoRNP complex; box H/ACA telomerase RNP complex. The coding region runs from base 134 to 328 and encodes 64 amino acids. NCBI's taxonomy places the organism in Eukaryota, Metazoa, Chordata, Amphibia, Anura, Pelobatidae. The transcript has 2 exons. Gene Ontology annotation, molecular function: telomerase RNA binding; box H/ACA snoRNA binding. Gene Ontology annotation, biological process: snRNA pseudouridine synthesis; positive regulation of telomerase RNA localization to Cajal body; ribosome biogenesis.
UUACGCAGUUUUCGUGGCCGGAACGCGAGGUUGGCGGAAGCUGUUGCGAUUCAGAGCGAAAACGUGGUCUGUGAGAAGUGUGUUUGAGUGCACGUCUUUUCGGUCCGGUAUACCGACUUAUUAGAUAGAAAACAUGUUCCUGCAGUAUUAUCUGAACGAACAAGGGGACCGGGUGUAUACCAUGAAGAAAGUAGCUCCAGAUGGACAGCAGACCUCCUCAGCUCACCCUGCCCGAUUCUCCCCUGAUGAUAAAUAUUCUCGGCACCGCAUCAACCUGAAGAAGAGAUUUGGCCUUUUGUUGACCCAACAGCCAAGACCCGUUAUGUGAGCCCUCUGGAGAGCGACAAUUUCUAAUAAAAGUUGCUGCGUUACCAUCACGCGUGCCUAUGCUGGAAAUAGACUGCACAAAAGAAUAA